UUUACAAGCCGCGUUUGUACAGCGAGUGCGCGUGUAGUAGAGCCGGAGAGAGAGCGUGUGUGUGUGUGCGUGAGAGCAAAAGAGCGCCGCCGCCAAAGCUGCCCAACACAUACACGAAUGUCAGACACUUCGCGGUCGGUCGGCAGAAACGGCAAUUUUAUACGGGCGAAAAGUUAAAAAAUAAUUUACCCACUUUUCGGUGGCAAAAUCCCGAUAUACUUCUAAAAUCAGAAGAGUGCUGGCAGAGAAAAAGAGCAAAUGCGGGCGAUAAAACGUGCUAAUCCGGGGGCAUAAAACUCGUACGGCCAUUAUCUCGCUUUUUUUAAUUGCUUUUGUUUAUUUUUUGUAUAGGACACAGUAUAAUUUUUCUUUUGCGCCUCCCGCGUGUGUGUGUGAUUUAGCCACUCGCUGGUUUCUAUGUAUGUGCCCGUAUCUAAAGAACAGAGUUGCCGCCUGACGCGCAGAGUACGAAAAUCACAUUGCUUACAUAUUUAAAUAAAUAUUAUAAGGUUUAAAUCAGUGCCAGAUAAUCAAACAAAACUGUGAAAUAGUAAACAAUGUUUUUAAUAGAAAGUUAUGAAAAGUUGUUAAGCUGUUGGGAGUAUUUCGGCCAUCAUGGCAACCCUGUUUAAUUGCAGUCUGUCUGUAUAUGUUCGCAUGUUGUUUGUGCGGAGUGUGCUGUUUUUACGAAAGAAAAGUGUAAUAUUUUCCCUUAAUAAAUCCCCUCCAUUUCAACUUAACAACUGGAAUAGUGGCCACGGAGGCCCCCGAAAAUCGAACAGUGAUUUUGCGUAACAAUUUCUGGGCCACAUGCAACUGUGCGCUUGAUUUUUCGGCGGUAAACACUCACACUCGUACCCUCGCUCCCGUUUCCUGCGCUAGUGUGCGUGUGUCUCGCUGGCUCCGCGUGCCUGUGUGUGUGUAUGAUAUGCAAAAUGCGAAGUAGCCCACUCAUGGAGUGCCACUAAGUGCCGGUUCCGCCUGCGGAAAAAAUAAUAUAAAAUUGAAACUGCCAUCGAAAAUAUAAGAAAAGAAGAAAAAAACAAGAGUCAUAAAACUCUGGCAAAAAGAAUACACAUAUAGUCAUCGUUUAAGAGGAGUUUCCAAGUAGAGUGGAGUGUUCAAAGAUAACCGGAAGGAAGAGGAGCAGAAGGACUUCCGCUCCGGGAAAUCGGUGUCCACCUCGGAACUAUCGCUAUUGUUCUAGCCGGCAACAUACCAGCCUAACAACAACAUGUAUCCCUCACCGGUGCGCCACCCCGCCGCCGGGGGACCACCUCCUCAGGGUCCAAUCAAGUUCACCAUCGCCGACACACUGGAACGCAUCAAGGAGGAAUUCAACUUCCUGCAGGCGCAGUACCACAGCAUCAAAUUGGAGUGCGAGAAGCUGUCGAACGAGAAGACGGAGAUGCAGCGCCAUUAUGUUAUGUACUACGAGAUGUCCUAUGGCCUUAACGUGGAGAUGCACAAGCAGACGGAGAUCGCCAAGCGUCUGAACACACUGAUCAACCAGCUACUUCCAUUCCUUCAGGCCGACCACCAGCAGCAAGUGCUGCAGGCAGUGGAGCGGGCGAAGCAGGUGACGAUGCAGGAGCUCAACCUGAUCAUUGGGCAUCAGCAGCAACAUGGAAUACAGCAACUUUUACAACAGAUCCACGCCCAGCAGGUGCCGGGCGGACCGCCACAGCCGAUGGGUGCACUGAAUCCAUUUGGCGCCCUGGGCGCCACCAUGGGCCUGCCACACGGACCACAAGGUCUUCUGAACAAACCGCCCGAACACCACAGGCCGGACAUCAAGCCAACGGGUCUGGAAGGGCCAGCAGCCGCCGAGGAGCGAUUGCGCAAUUCGGUUUCGCCGGCCGAUCGUGAGAAGUACCGCACACGCUCGCCGCUGGACAUCGAGAACGACUCGAAGCGUCGAAAAGAUGAGAAACUGCAAGACGAUGAAGGCGAGAAAAGCGAUCAAGAUUUAGUCGUAGAUGUUGCAAAUGAAAUGGAAUCCCACUCACCGCGCCCCAACGGCGAGCACGUGUCAAUGGAGGUCCGAGAUCGGGAAAGUUUGAAUGGCGAGCGCCUGGAGAAGCCCAGCAGUAGUGGCAUUAAGCAGGAACGUCCGCCCUCACGGUCCGGCUCCAGUUCGUCACGUUCCACACCCAGCCUCAAGACAAAAGAUAUGGAAAAACCGGGCACACCGGGCGCAAAGGCACGCACACCGACACCGAACGCCGCUGCUCCGGCGCCAGGCGUUAAUCCUAAACAAAUGAUGCCGCAGGGACCACCGCCAGCCGGAUAUCCGGGGGCACCGUAUCAGCGGCCAGCCGAUCCCUACCAGCGUCCUCCGUCGGAUCCAGCCUAUGGACGACCGCCACCAAUGCCGUACGAUCCGCACGCGCAUGUGCGAACCAAUGGCAUUCCACAUCCCUCAGCCCUGACGGGUGGAAAGCCGGCAUACUCUUUCCAUAUGAACGGCGAGGGUAGCCUGCAGCCGGUGCCGUUCCCGCCGGACGCGCUGGUGGGCGUUGGGAUUCCCCGGCACGCCCGUCAGAUCAACACGCUGUCGCACGGAGAGGUCGUCUGCGCGGUAACCAUCUCCAAUCCCACAAAGUACGUGUACACGGGCGGCAAGGGCUGCGUCAAGGUGUGGGACAUCUCGCAGCCGGGCAACAAGAAUCCCGUCAGCCAGCUGGAUUGCCUGCAGCGCGACAACUACAUCCGCUCGGUGAAGCUGCUGCCCGACGGCCGCACGCUGAUCGUGGGUGGCGAGGCGUCCAACCUGUCCAUCUGGGACCUGGCCAGUCCGACGCCCCGCAUCAAGGCCGAGCUGACCUCGGCGGCUCCCGCCUGCUACGCCCUGGCCAUCAGUCCCGACUCGAAGGUGUGCUUCUCGUGCUGCAGCGACGGCAACAUCGCCGUGUGGGACCUGCACAACGAGAUCCUGGUGCGACAGUUCCAGGGCCACACCGACGGCGCCUCGUGCAUCGACAUCAGUCCCGACGGUUCCAGGCUGUGGACGGGCGGCCUGGACAACACGGUGCGCUCCUGGGAUCUGCGCGAGGGUCGCCAGCUGCAACAGCACGACUUCAGCUCUCAAAUAUUCUCGCUCGGCUAUUGUCCCACAGGCGACUGGCUGGCUGUGGGAAUGGAGAACUCGCAUGUAGAGGUGCUGCACGCAUCGAAACCGGACAAGUAUCAACUGCAUCUGCACGAGAGCUGCGUUCUGUCGCUGCGCUUUGCCGCCUGCGGCAAAUGGUUCGUUUCCACCGGCAAAGACAACCUGCUAAACGCAUGGCGAACACCUUACGGUGCCAGCAUAUUCCAGUCGAAGGAAACAUCAUCCGUACUUAGCUGCGACAUAUCAACUGACGACAAAUAUAUUGUGACGGGUUCGGGCGAUAAGAAGGCUACUGUCUACGAAGUUAUUUAUUAAAUCCACAAAACCAAGCAGUUUUUUCAUUUUGUAAUAAGCUCGUAUAGUUUUUAUUACAACAACAAAAACAAUUAACUACAACAAACAAAAUGUUCGAAAUCAUGCAUAUAACAGAAAAACACCAGCAGCAUCGGCAGUAGAAGCAACAAGAAAGGCGGCAGUAGCAACGCAUCAAAAAGCGAAGCAAAAAUGAAAAUUCUAUAAUAUAUAUACAAAAAUGAAAAAACUAAAAUUUUAAGCGUACUUGUAGCUACUAAGCCUAAGCUAAGUCCAAUAAAUAAAAACAAACCAACAAGUUGAA
Messenger RNA from Drosophila elegans, 3728 nucleotides. RefSeq names its product protein groucho (gene gro). Gene Ontology annotation, cellular component: transcription regulator complex; nucleus. The coding region runs from base 1235 to 3427 and encodes 730 amino acids. Lineage: Eukaryota; Metazoa; Arthropoda; Insecta; Diptera; Drosophilidae. The record is from RefSeq and is a predicted model, not a curated record. Gene Ontology annotation, biological process: negative regulation of canonical Wnt signaling pathway; regulation of DNA-templated transcription. Gene Ontology annotation, molecular function: transcription corepressor activity; protein binding. The transcript has 14 exons.